AUGGCUCCGAAAGUCACUUGCAACCCGACCAAACUCGCCUCAGUCGUAGGUUACCUCCAACGUUCCCGAGUCGCACACAGCAUCAAGGACCUCGAGAAACAUCUACCAUCCGUUGCCUCGAUCAAUGGCAUGCAAGUGAAAGAUUACCUCCAAGUCCUCUCCGAUGACAACCGCAUCCACGUUGAAAAGAUUGGCUCCGGAAAUUGGUACUGGUCUUUCGCAUUACAGGAGCUCAAAGCCCGACAGGCUGGCCGCGAUGCCGCCCAGGCCACCCACUCUAAGCAACUCGCCGCGGUCGAGGACCUACGCGCCCGACAUGCUGAAGCUAUCGCGCAACGCAAGGACGAAGAAGCAGCGAUGGCGACCGCAGCUGGAGAGCAUGAGCACAACCAAGAUCCCGACGGCUCAGACCAGACGGACAGUCGCGAGACCCUCCUCGCUCGACAAAGUGUUUUGAUUGCGGAGACGGCAGCUCUACGAACGUAUCUCGCGGCGUACAGUGACGACGACCCGUCUCUUCUGCAGGAUAAGAAAGCGCAGACCCAUAACCUCGCGAAUCAGGCACGGGCGUACACAGAUGACAUCUACUCUCUCGAAAGCUGGUUUCGUCGAAUGGGCGCCGAUGAACAUCUUGCAGCGUUAAGAGCCACCUUUUAUGGCUCGGAGCUUGACGCGGAAAGCGGACAAUUGAGGGACCUGGAUUGA
Dissoconium aciculare CBS 342.82 is the source of this 705-nucleotide messenger RNA. Its product is annotated as Mnd1-like protein. The transcript is spliced from 3 exons. The coding region runs from base 1 to 705 and encodes 234 amino acids. The record is from RefSeq and is a predicted model, not a curated record. Lineage: Eukaryota; Fungi; Ascomycota; Dothideomycetes; Mycosphaerellales; Dissoconiaceae.